AUGGUUAGGAACUUUCUUGAGAAGAACAUUAUGGUGGAUAUGGCUCUUGUUGAUCUCCAUGUGAAGAGAGGGAGGCUGAGGAUUGGUCGAAGAUUGUUUGAUAGGAUGAAGGACAUGAACUUGAUUUCAUGGAGCAGAAUGAUCUCAGGUUAUGGAAUACAUGGCUUUGGAAAGGAUGCUCUUGAGCUAUUUGCUAAAAUGAAAAGUCAAAUAAGACCCGAUCACAUUGUAUUUGUUGUUGUUCUUUUAGUUUGUAGCCAUUCGGGCUUGAUCAAUGAAGGGUGGCAAUGCUUUAAUUCUAUGGAGAAAGAGUUUGGAAUCGUUCCUAGAGCAGAGAAUUAUGCUUGUAUCGUUGAUCUCUUGGGGAGAGCAGGAAAGCUUAUAGAAGCUCGUAAUUUUAUAGAAGGAAUGUCGAUACAAUCAGACUCGAGUGUUUGGGGUGCAUUGCUUAGAGCUUGUAGAAUGCAUCCAGAUGUAGAGAUUGCAGAAUUAGCAGCAAGAUCUCUUUUUGAGCUUGAUGCCAAGAACUCGGGACGCUACAUUCUCUUGUCGAAUGUUUACACAUCUUUGGGUAAGAUUGAAGAGGCCAAUAAAAUUCGAUCAUUGAUGAAAAGGAAAGGAUUAAAGAAAACAGCUGGUUACAGUGUUGUAGAGGUGAAAAACAAGGUCUACAAGUUCUUAGUUGGGGCCAUAACAAUUAAUAAAAGUGGAUAUUAA
Molecule: messenger RNA, 717 nt
Organism: Asparagus officinalis (garden asparagus)
Lineage: Eukaryota; Viridiplantae; Streptophyta; Magnoliopsida; Asparagales; Asparagaceae
Product: pentatricopeptide repeat-containing protein At3g26782, mitochondrial-like
Exons: 1
Coding region: 1-717 (238 amino acids)
Biological process (GO): RNA modification
Molecular function (GO): RNA binding; protein binding
Source: RefSeq, a predicted model, not a curated record